Messenger RNA from Sitodiplosis mosellana (orange wheat blossom midge), 1508 nucleotides. Its product is annotated as AF4/FMR2 family member lilli-like. Gene Ontology annotation, biological process: regulation of gene expression. Gene Ontology annotation, cellular component: super elongation complex; nucleus. The record is from RefSeq and is a predicted model, not a curated record. NCBI's taxonomy places the organism in Eukaryota, Metazoa, Arthropoda, Insecta, Diptera, Cecidomyiidae.
GCAAAAAAUGAAAAAAUAUCGAAAGAAACUCAGUUGCGUUAUUCGUCUUCAGAAGAAAGCGACGAAAGUAUUAAAAACAAUAAAAAAGCAAACAAAAUUGGUAAAAGUGAGCAGAAAAACAAAAUUGUUCGAAAUAUUUUUCUGAAUGUGUCAAAAGGUGAUGGAGGGGCCAAAGGCAAAGGUCAAGUUAUGAUUAUAGGUCAUUCUGAUGAUAUACAAAAAUCAGUUACAAGCGCUACGCGGGACUGUUACGCAGUUGCGAUUACAAAUAACAGCAAUAAUAAUAAACUUGUCACGGCGAUUCCAAUCGUAUGCAAAAUCGAUCUCUCGAGACUUUCUCGAAUUCCAGGCGAUCGAAACAGUCGUUUAAAUAACAAUAAUAAAAGUCCAAACAACGUUGAUGUGCAAUUCGUGGCUGAAAGACAGAGUACACAAAAUGGUAGUAGAUAUCCAAAUUGGGUGAGCUCACACGAUAGUACAAGUAGUGGAAGCAGCGUUGAUAAUAGUGGAGACUCAGAUGCAAUUAAUGAAGAGGAGCGAAAUGGUGGAAUAGCAUAUGAUCAUGGAAGACAUUUGAAACAAAGAAAAGAUAAAAAAAUUACAAAAAAUAUGCCAGAAACAACUCAAAAUAGUUCAAAGCAUGGGUCGUCGUAUAAUUCAGUGGCAUAUGCAAAAUAUUGCGAUUGCAACUCCGACAACAAGGACUCAACUAUAACACGGAAUAUUGGUUCUUUCUCACGUUCACCAAAGUUAGAUGAGAAGCAUAUGAAGAUGAAACGUGAAAAUUUGAAAACUGAAUUUUCGAGCAUCGAAUGCAACACUACUAAUCGAAUAAUGAAAUCUCCCAAAGCUGUUAUCGACGAUAAAACGCUUGAAAAAUUAAGUUACAAUGGUGAUGUGAAAAAUACGAGUGCAAAUAUAAAAAGAGAAUAUGAUAAAAUUAAGAUGGAAAAUGGCAAUGAUGAUGAUAUCAAAUUAUCGGGAGUGGAAGAGUUGACGACAAGCAAUCGUAAAAAGAGAGCAUCUAGUGCAAAUAGUAGUCCAUAUAAAGAUAAAAAAAGGAAAAAGAUGGUCGAUGAUUUAAUUGACCCAAAUCUUUUGCCACCCACAAAUCACGAUAGAAUAGACUCUGAUAUUUUGCCGCCACCACCCCAGAAACCUCUCAUUACAAAAGUAUAUUAUUCCUAUUUUGAACGUACAAACGACGAAAGGGACGAAAUAAGAGAAAUGAAAGAUCAUCAUCGUUCGUUAUCAGAAGCAAAGAGACUGAAACACGCAGCAGAUGCCGAAACGGAUCAUUUGUCACAGGCUAUUCUGUAUUUGGAAGCAGCUGUAUAUUUCUUGCUGACCAGUGUUGCGAUGGAGCGAGAUGCAGUUACGGAAAAGGCAGCGUUUACCAUGUACAAAGACACACUUAGUUUAAUCAAAUACAUUUCUUCUAAAUUUCGAAGUCAGCAACAACAUCUUUCACGUCAAGGGAGCAUUCACAGUAAAGUGGCAAUUCUAAG